AUGAGUGAAGACAAAGCAGACGCUCAAGUCGUUACUCCAGGAGGUCUUUGGACAGAUAGACAUCCAUCUUUCAACCGUACAUUAAAUUCUCUCUUCAGAAGAUCUUUCUUAGUAAAGAUCAGAGAUGCAGGUACAAUCGUUUCCGAAAUUAUUGCUACAGUUAUUAUCUGCAUCCUUAUUGUUUUCUGGCACGUCGCAGAAAACCCACAAGACGCUAUUACAAAAACAGAUCUUAUGACUUCAGAUGGACUUUUCGAUAAUGCCGUUGUACAAAUUCAGAAACUUGUUCAGCUUGGUAGAGGCGGUAACUUCGUUGCUGGUCCUAAAAAUUCUACUACACUUCAUCAGAUGCUUGCAGGUACAUGGGGUAAACAAUUGAUUCCAAUUCUUGAUUUGGGUAUGUACGCAAAAACAGGUGAUGUUAAUAAGAGUGCAAAAAGUUGGGUUAACAUUUCCGAAAACUUCACAUAUGUUGACAGCAUGGCAGAAAUCAAGGAUGACUUCGAUCACCACGAUACCUUCUCCAAUGCUAUCUGGUGGGAUAAUUAUGAUGAUCCAACAUUUUGGUCUAAUUUCACUGCUCACAUUUACGAAAACCAGAACUUGGUCAUGAUUUUCAACCGUAACGUCGAUGCAGUUGCAGCUUUCACAUUUUUAAUUGCUGGUAAAAUUAUAAAUAGCAUCAAUGGAUUUGUUAAUUUUAAGAUCAUGAGCUAUCCUGGUCUUCUACCAGAAGUACAGCGACAGCUUAUGUUACAACCUUAUGGCAACACAAGCUUCACAGUUCCAAACAUCUUUGCCAGUAAGAUGGAAAGACCAAAGGUUACAAACGAAAUGCCAAUUAACAUGGCUGUCGCUUUCUUCUCUGCUAUUCCAAUGGUUCUUGCUUCCAUGCCAGAUCUUUCCAUGGUCCUUAACGAUAAGGAAUCCCACAUGCUCACAUUCAUCUUCCUUAUGGGUGCCAGUGAAGCCGCUUACUGGAUUGUCAACAUUGUUUCAACAUUCGUUAUGUGCUUCAUCCCAUACUUAGUCAUGGAUAUCCUCUUCUCAGCUUGGCUCGCUAUGGCAGGUACAAACUUCUUGAUCUUGUUGAUCCUUUCUAUCCUCUUCAUCCUUUCAUACACACAGUUCCAGAACUUCUUCUCCACAUUCUUCACAAAGGCAGGAACUGGCCGUGUUCUCACAGUUAUCUUCCUUAUUCUCAUUCUUUUCUUCGGCUACCUUGAUGAAGUUUACACAUUAGAUGCUCCAAAGGGUGUUAAGCACGUUUUCUCUCUCAUCCCAUUCGUUUCAUACGAAUUAGCUAUGUCAGUCAUGUACGAAGAAGUCAGAAACAACAGACCAGCUAUCGGAUGGAGCGAUGUUAAGAGAAACAAUCUCAAGUACCCAAUUUGGUAUGCCUUCAUGUGGUUAUCCCUCGAUAUCGUCAUUUGGGGCUUACUCUUCUUACUCUUCAACGCUACAAAUGACAGAGGUUUCGGUUCUCCAAUCAUCAGAUGGCGCGACUUAUUCAAGUGCCAUCUCCAGGUUGCCCCAGAAAUCGAAUUAGAGAACAUCAGAGAUGAAGAUUCAAUCCUUAAGGUCGAGCACCUCGUCAAGAGAUACGGCAGCAAGACAGUCAACGCCGUCGAUGAUGUUUCCUUCGAUAUCAAGAAGGGCGAAAUCAUCGUCAUGAUCGGUCCAAACGGUGCUGGUAAGUCAUCAAUCUUGAAUGUCGUUUCCGGUGCUAUCCCAUCAACACAUGGUACACUCGCUUUAGGUGAUAAGGAUCCAUCUACAACAUUCUCUGGUAUUCAGAACUGCCUUGGUAUCGUUUUCCAGGAUAACGUUAUCUUCAGAUUACUUUCCAUCAGAGAACACCUUGAAAUCUUCGGCAGAAUCAGAGGUAUUGAUGAACAGACACUUCAGGAAUCUAUCGAUUUCUUCGCUGAUAACUUGCAGCUUAAGGAAAUGCUUCCAAACCGUGCUGGUGAUCUUUCUGGUGGUCAGAAGAGAAAGCUUUGCAUUGCUAUGGCUCUCCUUGGUAACCCACCAAUCAUCAUGAUGGAUGAACCAACUGCAGGUGUCGAUGUCCAGGCUAGACAGUUGAUUUGGAAGGCUAUCUCCAACCUUAAGAACUCUACUUGCAUCAUCACAACACACGCCUUAGAAGAAGCUGAAGCUGUUUCAUCUAGAAUGUUCGUCGUUUCUAGAGGUCAACUCAAGUACGCUGGUACAUCAACAGAAUUAAGAAACAACUUCAAGUGCGGUUACGUUCUCAAGGUUGACUCAGAAGCUGAAGCUAUGCCAAAUAUCUUAGAAGCUGUUAAGAAGUUCGUCCCAGAAGCUGCUAUGUUAGAAGAAAGAGAUGACUCUAUUACACUUCCAGUUUCUGGUGAAAUUCCAGAUCUCCUUUCUUACCUCGAUGAUAAUAAGGAGAAGCUCGGUAUAGAAGGUUAUUCAUUCUCUGUAGAACAAUUAGAAGAUGUUCUCAUGAGAAUUGUCGAAGCUAACUAA
Molecule: messenger RNA, 2496 nt
Organism: Trichomonas vaginalis G3
Lineage: Eukaryota; Parabasalia; Trichomonadida; Trichomonadidae
Product: ATPase activity, coupled to transmembrane movement of substances
Exons: 1
Coding region: 1-2496 (831 amino acids)
Biological process (GO): transmembrane transport; lipid transport
Cellular component (GO): intracellular membrane-bounded organelle; membrane
Molecular function (GO): lipid carrier activity; ATP binding; ATP hydrolysis activity
Source: RefSeq, a predicted model, not a curated record